UCUAUUUCCCUUUCCCACCCCCACCCCCCUCGCGCGUCACGGCAGUGCGGUUAACGUGUGUCCUUCCCGUGCUGCCCCGGGGUGGGAGGAGGGGAGGAGCGAGCCAUCGCCGGCCGAGAAGAGCCCCGGUGAGUUCCUUCUCUGUGCCCACCCCCCCCCCGGCCGCGCCACAGUAGCGCCGGGAGUCGACACAGGAACCGCGCCGCUGCCGUUGUGGGGGAGGAGCGAGCCAUCGACCGUUGGCCCGGAAGACCGGACGGGUGCGCGCUGUGGGGCAGCUCCGCUCGCCCACGUCAAAAAAACCCAAACAACAACAACCCUACCCCCCCCCCCCCCACCUUAAUUCCAGGUCAUCCGUGGCGACCAGGCGAGUGGUAGAGGCAGCUUGCAGGCAAGGUGAAGAUUGUUCCCAAAGAUUUCUUUAACUAACCUGUGAAAUCCUGCCUGACCUCCAAACUGGCGAUGUCAAGGGUACCGAGUCCUCCUCCUCCGGCAGAGAUGUCAAGUGGGCCUGUUGCAGAGAGCUGGUGUUACACUCAGAUUAAAGUGGUAAAAUUCUCCUACAUGUGGACCAUCAACAACUUCAGCUUUUGCCGGGAGGAAAUGGGUGAGGUCAUCAAAAGUUCAACCUUUUCAUCAGGAGCUAAUGAUAAAUUGAAAUGGUGUUUGCGUGUGAACCCAAAGGGCUUGGAUGAGGAGAGUAAAGAUUACCUUUCACUCUACCUGUUACUGGUCAGCUGUCCAAAGAGUGAGGUCCGAGCCAAAUUCAAGUUCUCCAUCCUGAAUGCAAAAGGAGAAGAAACGAAAGCAAUGGAGAGCCAGCGAGCUUAUCGGUUUGUGCAAGGCAAAGACUGGGGAUUCAAGAAGUUUAUUAGAAGAGAUUUUCUCUUGGAUGAGGCCAACGGACUCCUUCCAGAUGACAAGCUCACUCUCUUCUGUGAGGUGAGUGUAGUACAGGACUCUGUCAAUAUCUCCGGCCAGAACUCCAUGAACAUGGUGAAGGUACCUGAAUGCCGCUUGGCUGAUGAGUUGGGAGGCCUCUGGGAAAACUCUCGCUUCACGGACUGCUGCCUGUGUGUGGCAGGCCAGGAGUUCCAGGCUCACAAAGCCAUAUUAGCAGCACGUUCUCCAGUUUUCAGCGCUAUGUUUGAACACGAAAUGGAGGAGAGUAAAAAGAAUCGAGUUGAAAUCAAUGACGUGGAACCUGACGUUUUUAAAGAAAUGAUGUGCUUCAUUUACACGGGGAAGGCGCCUAACCUUGACAAAAUGGCUGAUGAUUUGCUUGCAGCUGCUGACAAGUAUGCUCUAGAACGUUUGAAGGUGAUGUGCGAGGACGCUUUGUGUAGCAACCUGUCUGUGGAAAAUGCAGCAGAGAUCUUAAUCUUGGCUGAUCUACACAGUGCGGACCAGCUAAAAACUCAGGCAGUUGAUUUCAUAAACUACCAUGCUUCUGACGUCAUGGAGACCUCAGGCUGGAAGUCGAUGGUAGUGUCUCACCCUCAUUUGGUGGCGGAGGCGUAUCGUUCAUUGGCAUCCGCACAGUGCCCCUUUCUGGGACCCCCACGCAAGCGGCUGAAGCAAUCCUAAAGCUGGACCCCAUUGCACAACCCUGUGUGUGUGUGUUUGUGUUUUUUUUUUAAAUGGAAGUAGCGACAGGAGCAGUUGCUUCUCCAACCUUGACCACCAGGUAGACGAUGCAACCUGUGGAGCUUUUUACUCUGUUGUGGGGGGUGGGGGGGAAAGACUGCUUUGGGACGUGCAGACUCUGAAAACAAAAAUGAGACAAAAAAACAGCAGCAAGUAAACGUGGGGACAAAUGGGGGAGGGAUGGACCUUGGGCAAAGGGGGCUGUUCAACCUAAUAUAUCCCUGUUGCUGCAUUGUCUGUGUGUUUCCCUUUGACUUGGCUGAGUCAAGAACUUAAGGGGGUUGGCCAGGCGCCGGCCCGAGACAACAGAUCCCGACGAUGAUCCGGAAUUUAAAGCAAACAAGAGAUAGCAAAUGGCCCUCCUGCACCUCACGGCACAGAACAAGAAGUCAGGCCUGCUUGGAGCAAAGAGGACGCUCUCGUUUUGUUUUGGAAACAAUGUACGGGAAAAGUGGGUUGGGAGGGAAAUGAGAGAGUCUGCCAUGAUGAAAUGAAAUCUGCUAAUAGGAGCAUCAAUGGGAUUUAUAUUGAGAGACUUGAGAGAAGGAGAGACAUUCUCACCGUGCUGAAAUUCCUGUACCUGCCAUCCAGCCAUGAGGUGAUUGGUCUCUCUUGGUAGCACUUGUACAAGAAUUGCAGGAGAAAGAGAGAGAGAACCUCUCACAAAACAGCAACUUUUUCAAAGCAAAGAGGUGAGGAUAUGCUGUUUGGAAGAUAUGGAUUGGACGGAGGCAGCUGUGAAUCAGCUUUCAGGAACUGUUGCAAAACUCUUGACUUGGAAUUGGCUGUCCAAGAAUGAUGGUUACCUGUUUAGAUAUCGUGGGAAUUUUGUUCUUCUGGUAUCUCUUUUCCCUGCUUUUCUUUUGUUCCUACUCCUGUGAUUCCUUCACACCCUCUGACCUUUUUUCGUUUUUUUAAAAGAAAUUUUAUUGUUCAUGAACACUGUGUCAACGGUUUCUUGUCCUGAGUUGCUAAAGCAAUUCUUAUUGAGUGUUUGUACCCAAUUUGCUGGUUUGUAGAAGACUUGGUCCUGUUCCAUUCUAAGCCAGUUUUCUUUCACAGGAAAGAAUUCCAAAAUAGCUGGUAAAUAAUUUUUAUUUUCUUUUUCUUCUUUUUGGAAAUAUAAUUACUAUUUUGUACUGUAUGUUGUUCUGUCUUGUCUUCAUGGCUUCAUUUUUCUUUUUUAAAGAAAGACCUCUUUCCCCAGUUCGGA
Molecule: messenger RNA, 2860 nt
Organism: Hemicordylus capensis (graceful crag lizard)
Lineage: Eukaryota; Metazoa; Chordata; Lepidosauria; Squamata; Cordylidae
Gene: SPOP
Product: speckle type BTB/POZ protein
Exons: 10
Coding region: 463-1587 (374 amino acids)
Biological process (GO): regulation of proteolysis; proteasome-mediated ubiquitin-dependent protein catabolic process
Cellular component (GO): nucleus; cytoplasm
Molecular function (GO): ubiquitin protein ligase binding
Source: RefSeq, a predicted model, not a curated record